Dalotia coriaria is the source of this 948-nucleotide messenger RNA. RefSeq names its product derlin 1 (gene Der-1). NCBI's taxonomy places the organism in Eukaryota, Metazoa, Arthropoda, Insecta, Coleoptera, Staphylinidae. Gene Ontology annotation, molecular function: ubiquitin-specific protease binding; misfolded protein binding. The record is from RefSeq and is a predicted model, not a curated record. Gene Ontology annotation, cellular component: endoplasmic reticulum membrane; Hrd1p ubiquitin ligase ERAD-L complex. Gene Ontology annotation, biological process: endoplasmic reticulum unfolded protein response.
AUGUCUGACUUUAUGGACUGGUUUAAGUCGGUGCCCUUUUUCACAAGAUACUGGUUUGCUGGCACAAUAAUCUUCACACUUCUUGGUCGCUUUGGAAUUCUAAAUCCCAUGAAUUAUCUUUUAUGGGAACCAAUCACACGAUUUCAGAUAUGGAGAUUCUUCACUUGUGUGUUAUACUAUCCAUUAUCACCAGCAACUGGUUUCCAUUUCUUGAUAAAUUUGUAUUUCCUGUACAAAUAUUCUGGAUACUUAGAGUCUGGAUUUUAUGCUGCCAAUCCAGCAGAUUACUUCUUUAUGUUAGUGGUUAAUUGGAUAUGUUGCUUGUUGAUAGCAUGCUUUGUUAAUUUACCAUUUUUAAUGGAUCCAAUGGUAUUAUCAGUUCUUUAUGUCUGGUGUCAACUAAACAAAGAUGUCAUCGUUAACUUUUGGUUUGGAACGCGCUUCAAAGCAAUGUAUCUACCAUGGGUACUGCUUGGUUUUAAUGUUGUCGUCAAUGGCGGCGGUCUUGUCGAGAUCAUCGGCAUAUUAGUCGGCCAUUUUUAUUAUUAUUUAUUCUUCCUUUAUCCUGAUUACUCAAACAUGCGACUUUUGUCAACGCCGGCGAUAUUCAAGCAGUGGUUCCCAAGCCAAGCGGGUGGUAUCCAUGGUUUUGGGGUACCUCCUGUACGACCAGCCACAGCAGCGCCUCCACCAACAAGAGGUCGGUCAUGGGGUGCCGGACAUCGAUUAGGCACAGAUUAAUUCAUAAUCUAAUGGUAGAUAUAAAUCAUGACAUUGAUUCAUACGUGAAGUACGUUUGUGAGUGAACAAUUGUUUGAUGAAUGUUAUUUAGGAUUCAGUUUGUGCAAAGUAUCAGCAUUUGAUGUGGGUGUGAUAUUGCCACGAGACUAGGUGUAAACUUCAAAAUACAUAAUAAUAUUAAUAAUAAACUACUGGAUACUGAUAAAA